This is a messenger RNA of Ictalurus furcatus (blue catfish), 7921 nucleotides long. It is a transcript of the gene focad, whose product is annotated as focadhesin. Gene Ontology annotation, biological process: regulation of post-transcriptional gene silencing. NCBI's taxonomy places the organism in Eukaryota, Metazoa, Chordata, Actinopteri, Siluriformes, Ictaluridae. The coding region runs from base 1886 to 7279 and encodes 1797 amino acids. The transcript is spliced from 44 exons. The record is from RefSeq and is a predicted model, not a curated record.
AGUAGGAGAAGAAAUGGGUGUAGUAGUAGUAGUAUUAGUAGUAGGAGUGGUAGAAGUAGAUGUAGUAGGCAUAGGAGUAGUAGCAGUAGUAGGAGCACUAGGAGUAGUAGGAGUAAUAGUAGUAGCAGUAGUAGUAGAAUUAGUUGUAGGAGUAGUAAUAGGAGUAGUAGAAGCAGUAGUAAGAGUAGUAAUAGGAUUAGGAGCAGCAGUAGGAGGAGUGGUAGGAGUAGUAGUAGUAGUAGUUGUUGUAGUUGUAGUAGUAGGAGUUGUAGUAGGAGGAGGAGUAGUAGGAGUAGAAAAAUAAAUAAUAGGAGUAGUAGGAGUAAGAGUAGUAGGAGUAGUAGGAGGAGGCGGAGGAGGAGCAUUAGGAGUAAUAAGAGUAGUAAUUGGAGUAGUAGGAGUAGUAAUUGGAGUAGUAGGAGUAGUAAUUGGAGUAGUAGGAAUAGUAGGAGUAGUAGGAGUAGUAAUUGGAGUAGUAGGAGUAGUAGGAGUAGUAGGAGUAAUAAUUGGAGAAGUAGGAGUAGUAAUUGGAGUAGUAGGAGUAGUAAUGUAGGAGUAAUAAUUGGAGUAGUAGUAGGAGUAGUAAUAGGAGUAAUAGGAAUAGUUUUAGGAGUAAUAGGAGUACUAGGAGUAGUAGGAGUAGUAAUUGGAGUAGUAGGAGUAGUAAUUGGAGUUGUAGGAGUAGUAGGAGUAGUAAUUGGAGUAGUAGGAGUAGUAAUUGGUGUAGUAGGAGUAGUAAUUUGAGUAUUAGGAGUAGUAGGAGUAAUAAUUGGAGUAGUAGGAGUAGUAAUUGGAGUAGUUGGAGUAGUAGGAGUAGUAAUUGGAGUAUUAGGAGUAGUAGGAGUAGUAAUUGGAGUAGUAGUAGGAGUAGUAAUAGGAGUAAUAGGAAUAGUUUUAGGAGUAAUAGGAGUACUAGGAGUAGUAGGAGUAGUAAUUGGAGUAGUAGGAGUAGUAAUUGGAGUUGUAGGAGUAGUAGGAGUAGUAAUUGGAGUAGUAGGAGUAAUAAUUGGAGUAGUAGGAGUAGUAAUUGGAGUAGUAGGAGUAGUAGGAGUAGUAAUUGGAGUAGUAGUAGGAGUAGUAAUAGGAGUAAUAGGAAUAGUUUUAGGAGUAAUUGGAAUAGUUUUAGGAGUAAUUGGAGUUGUAGGAGUAGUAGGAGUAGUAAUUGGAGUAGUAGGAGUAGUAGGAGUAAUAAUUGGAGUAGUUGGAGUAGUAGGAGUAGUAAUUGGAGUAUUAGGAGUAGUAGGCGUAAUAAUUGGAAGUAGUAGGAGUAAUAAUUGGAGUAGUAGGAGUAGUAGGAGUAGUAAUUGGAGUAGUAGGAGUAGUAGGAGUAAUAAUUGGAGUAGUAGGAGUAUUAAUUGGAGUAGUAGUAGUAGUAAUUGGAGUAUUAGGAGUAGUAGGAGUAAUAAUUGGAGUAGUAGUAGUAGUAAUUGGAGUAGUAAUUGGAGUAGUAGGAGUAGUAGGAGUAAUAAUAGGAGUAAUAGUAGUAGGAGUAAUAGGAGUAAUAGUAGGAGUAGUAAUUGGAGUAGUAGGAGUAGUAGGACUACUACCACAUAAUACAUUUGGCACCUUUACACUUUGUUGCAUAUUUGCAAAACAUCUAAGCGCAUAUAAAGUGCAACUUUUUUUUGCUUGGAGAUAAGCUCACUCAUUUUCAUAAAAUAUUAUUAUUUUGCUUAUUUUUUUGCAUGGUGCUUCUUUACAUUAUUUUAAUUUUCUUUUAUUGUUUUUACGUUAUCUGCAAAUGUUUUUCAAUCGCUUUUUGGCUGUACGUUUGACCCUUCUCGCUCACCGUACAACCAUGUGGCUAUGACGCGUUGCUCUGAGUUGGAGAACUCCGAAGGCUACAAGCAGACAGUUCUGUGCGGACCGGCUACAAUGAUUCGAGAUGACGAGUGAAACUUUAAAGAAGAGAUUUGAGUUUCCCAGCUCCUUCAUUCAGUCCCAGGCUGUGAGGAGUCUGGUUACUGCUGUACUGAAGGAGAAGGGCCAAAAGGACAAGAUCUCUGAGUCCAAUACACAGAGCCCGGCUCUGGUGACGCUGUGGGAGCAGUGCAGCAGUGAGAGUGUGGUUGUGCGUUCGGCUUGCUGUGAUGCCUUGGUGCUGCUGGUGGAGCAGGGCCACGCUGACCUGCACUACGUCCUCAACAGCAUCCUCAACCUCCUGCCCUCAGCACGAAAUGUACAAGGGCUGAUAAAGGUGGUUGGGAAGCUGCUACAGAUCCAAGCGAGUCAGAGGGAUAAAAGCACAUCCUUCUCUUGUCCGUACUCGAUCAGGAGCUGCCCUCAUCCGUACAUCACAGUGCUGGAGAAUCGGCCUGAUUGCUGGGCCGCUCUUCUGCAGGAGAUUGAUGACUUCAUCCAGCUGGCUGCUGACAAAGACGAGCCGUUGUUUAUCUCCAUGCUGGCUCCGUUCCUGCGUUACCUUUACUGUGAGCCUCAGAGGCUGUCAGAGAAUGCACUGCUCAGACAUGGACUGCUCCGAGUGCUGCUGCAGCGCCGGGAGAUCACUCAGGGUCAUGGCUCAGCCUGUGCGCGGGUCACCCACCAGAUCCUGCACUGCCUUUUCAAUUUGUUCCCUCAUAUACUGGUGGACAGCAUUACAGCUGUGGUGGAGAUCAGUUCCAUGGCCGAGUCGCUAAGCUCUGCUCUGCUGGCCGAGCCUGAGUACUGGAGGACUGAGUUAGCGCAGCUAGCACUGCAGCUCAUGUGUGUCUGUCACCUCAGCCUCCAGCUGGGAGGAGAGCUGAGGUCUUUACUCCACACCUUGCACUGUCUCCUGCCUGUCUGUAAAGAGGGUCUCCCAUCUGAGCAAGUGAUCAUGGGGAUCUCGCUGCUCCUCCUCAGAGCCUCCGCCUCGCAGCAGACUGCUCUCCUGGAGCUCGCUGUAAAGCUUGUUCCACCUGAAGAGAGACCUAUCUGGGGUGCCUCAUUGCUGGUGAUGCCACUGCUGCAGGUGCUUUCCUGCUCCACUCUCAUGGAGGCAUUAACUGACUCUCAAACGCAGGCAAAGAAUCAAGGCCUGGCCACUUCACUGCUACAGACGAUUGAGAGAGAUACGAGCAGUCCGGUUCAGAACAGUACGCAGCUCAUUCUUCCUCUCAGCACAUGGUACAGUGAGCUGCAAGUGGCCACCAGUGUGUUAUGUCAAGUCUCUGCAGACCCCACGGCCGCCACGGACUGGCUCUACUCCGUUCAAUCCACUCUUCCUCUGUGUGGACGUGUCCCCGAUUCUCUUCCUCUCCUGCUCACUCACCUGAUCCUCAGCAGUGAGGGGGAUCUCUGCAGACUGGCAUUGGACACUGCAGCAUGCAUCGCCGAGGCCGAUCCCACUCAGGUCCCGUGUCUGGUGCCAGUGUUGAUGUUUAAGCUGGGUCGAGUCUCUGACCUGACUCUGUCUCAUGCUGUACUCUUCACCUUACCAAAGCUGGGAACACACACGUUCUGUAUACCACAGGUCCUGCAUGUUCUCCAGAUGAUCGCCAGCUGCUCCAAGUUGAGGGCCGUGGCUCUGCGGCUGCUUACUGCACUGUGGCAAAAACAGGAUCGUGUGUAUCCAGACUUGCAGAAGCUCAUGGCGCUGCUGGAGAAAUCCUCAGUUGUGGUGGGGAAAGAGGUUCAGUGGGAGCAGAUUCUAGCCAGAGCUGCCUGUGUGCGAGACAUCUGCAGGGAGAGGCCAUACCAACAUGGAGGAGACAUGUUGGCAGCCAUCACAGACACACUGACUCAGUGCUCCCAGAAGGACCAGGCCACUCCAGCAGCGCUGGCUCUGCAGGGUCUCCACGAGCUGUGCAGAGCUGAGGUGGUUGAUUUAGGCUCCACAUGGAGGGCGCUUUAUCCCAAGCUGGGCUGUGAGACGAGACCACUGGUGUUAAAGGCCAUAGCUGAGUUUCUCUCUCUGGUGCCCUCACUGCGUGUCAAAACAGAGCAAUAUGAGAAUUUUAAAAGUGAAGCGGUCAGUGUUCUGUGGAGCUACACUCUGAGUCAGGAUGCAGAGGUAGCUAGCAGUGGCUACAGAGCCCUGUCUGAAUUCCCAGAAUCUUCUCACUCCAUCUUGCACCUUCCUGAGCCAGCCAGACCAGAAGAGAAGCAGCCAUGUGACCAGGAUAAGGAGGAGAAGGAGAAUGAGACUGAAGAAGAUCUCACUGUUCCAGGCUCUUCAUACAUUAAGCUUGUUGAUUUCACACAACGGCCAGUUUUACCAGCACUUGAGACCUUCCUAACAGCUCUCAUAAGACAAGAGAUGAGCCAAAUGCCUCGUGGAGUGUACCAUUUAGCCCUGAGAGGUGGGAACUUGCGCUCUGACCACGGCAAAACUGUCGCUGGAGUCCCUGCCUUCAUGCUGAAAACGUAUGAGAAGAACAGGCAGCCAGGUCUGAAACCUGGUCUUGCAGCCGGUUUGCUGCUCUGUUACGACCUCCCUGUCCAGACUGACAGAGACGGACGACCAAUUAGCCGCUUCAUGGUCAGCAGAGGGCGGAGCUUCCAGCAGAUGUUAACCACCCUCAUCCAUGAGGUGAACAUCCAGCCUUCAGAGUGGCACCGCUCCCUUCUCCUGCCUCAGGCAUGGCGCGGCUUUUUGAGCCGGGCAUACCAUGGUGUCCUACAGGGGCGUAAGGCCGAGCUGGAGAUGCUGCAAAAGCAAGGGAAAGAGAGUCCUGAGGAGCUGCAGUAUAAACAGCACUGCGCCUGGCUCUGGGUCAGGGACCAGCUGACUGAUGUGGUGAAGGCUGCAGCCAAGGACAGUCCUGUGGUCCAGGGAAACUGCAUCCUUGCUCUAAGUGGUCUUGCUGUUGUCCUGAGCCGCCAUGAGAGCAGCCUUCCUGCCCAGAGCGAUGGACAAGUCGAGGUUGGUCCAGAGAUCCUACCCACUGCCCACUGGCUGUAUAUGGUGAUUGACACUCUCCUUAGCAUCGUGAGCAGCAGCAGUCGGCCCAAAGGACAAGUUUUCCCCUGGUUUGUUCAUCGUUCAUACUCGGGCGAGAACACAGCCAGUGCCAUUGCUCGGUCCUGUGCUGCAUUGGGCCUGGCAAUGCUAGUUCCUGUCCUGGUCACCUCACACAGGGACGCAGUGCCCUCUAUACAGGACACUUUACAAGCAGGCCUGCCCGGUGUGCCCACUGCAGACGACUCUCAAGCUGUGCAGUUCCACAGCGGCUUGGCAUUAGGUAUGCUGAUGGCCUGGCUUAAUGAGGAGAAAGUCAGUGACAUUGGUGGGCAGACCAUGUGGGAACUGCUGCUGAGCUCUUUGGAGCAUCUGGAAUCAUGCUGUUUCAACACCCAGCUGGAAUAUAAUUCUGGCUGUGUUCUUGGUCUUGGGCUGCUACUCAGCUCUCUCUGUAGCAGCAGUGACAUUGAGCAGCGAAUGCGUGUGUCUGUCUCUCUGGACAGACUUCUUCAGAGCUUGCAGGACAGCGGGAGCAUGGGACGCAUGCAGCAGGAGGUUUUGGCAUACUCUGUGGCAUGUGCUGGAGUGUCAGCGUUUAGUUGUGGUAUUAUUGAUGCCAGUAAAGCUGAGGAGGUGAUGAACACUCUGCGAUCCAUGACUGAGGAGAGCCAGCAGACUCCAGGCUUGGCCCUGGCUCUGGGCCUCACUGUGCAUGGGCUCUCGUCCAGCGGCCAUGGUAAAACUGAGGACCUCCACCCUCGCCUGCUGUCUGCGUGGACCAAGAUCCUGCUGGCAGAGGGCUGUCCGACUAUGCAGAGGCUGGCAGCUCUGAAUGGAGUGAUCGCUUUGGUGGGAUCUGAGACUGCUUUCCUUCAGCUCAGGAGUGAAUCAGAGCAGUCCCCUCAGCAACAGAACAGACUAAAUGAUGUCAUAAGAUCUAUCACACAGAUCAUCUCUUUCUCAGGAACAAUAGGUCUGCAGUCUAAUGGAGCAUGUCUGGUGGCUCACCUGCAUUUGGCUCACAUGUCCAGCAGCCACAGUAGAACUGCAGUGCCUCAAGACUUCAGUUAUCUCCCAGAAAAGAGUAUCCUCAGAGCAUCAGUGUUCUAUAUUACUGAAGCUGGAAGGAAAGGACCUGAGACUAUUGCUCCUGAUUUGAUAAAAGUAGUACUGGCUCCACUGGCCACAGUGGGCACUAGCUUCCAAUAUCCACCUGUUAACUGGAGCGCCAUCCUCUCGCCUCUGAUGAGACUCAACUUUGGUGAAGAAGUGCAGCAUCACUGUUUGGAGCUGGCUGCCAAUCAGGUACAGACUUCCUCCAGUGCCUCGCUGUUCCUGGGUGUGUGGCUUGCACCUCCUCUGGUCCACAGCCUCAGUCAACGCACCAGAGCACUCCUCUAUGAAAGCCUGUGUUUCUGGAUGAAGCACAUAGCGGAUGAUAAGCUGCAGGUGUAUGUGGAGAGUUUGGCUGUACAGCAGUUUAAUCCAGACCACCGAGCUCAGCGUCUUUCUCUCUGCCUCUCCAUCCUGCAUGGCCUUGCUAAGGCUAUGGCUCUACCCAACCCUGCCCAAAGCUGCUGGACUAUCCUGUGUUCCACCACUGAGAAGAUUUUUCACCUUUUACCUGAUCACAUACAGGCACAUGAGGUGAACCUCUAUGAAGGGAUCUGUUCCUGUUUGUCAGAAAUGAGCGACACAGAGAUAGACAGGAUUGUCAAAGUCACUGAGGCCAAUGUGGAGAAGACCACCUUUAUUCUGUCCUACUUAAGCUCAAAAGGCAGAAUUCCACUCCUGGGCCUCAAUGAUGUCAUCAGUACCGUUUUACAGAAGGGGAAACCAGAGCGAAUCAGCUGGCUGCUAAUGCAGUGCUUCUACCAGUCACGUUUGGCCUCUAGCCCUAACACAGGUGUGCCCAAACGAAUGGAAUGGCUUCUGGAGUUGAUGGGGCACAUCAGGAAAGUGCUGUAUGGAGCACCUACUGUACAAUAUGAUAAUGCCAAAAAGGGCAUCAGUUUCCUGCUGGAUGUUUUUGCAGCUGCAGUGGUGUCAUGGGCAGACCACCCCAUGCCUCUUCUCAUUGGCAUCCGAGCCCAGUGGUUUCCAUGGCAAAAGUCAUCCAAACACAUAGACUUGCCUCAUGACCUCUACGUGAACACUGCAUCCACUGAGGAGUCAGUUAAACAGUGUGUGCUGGCAGUGUCAUACAGCCUAAAGCACCUGUUAGCCAAAGAGCCAUGGAAGGCCCAGUCCCAGAAGUUCAUUGACUGGCUCUUCAGCCUAACCGAAGCUCCUGAGGAAUCUUUAUCGCAGAUAGCCAGAGCGGCCUUACUAGCAUUGAAGUCUACCCCAGAGUUCAAGAAGAAGACCGUGUGGACAAGAGCGUAUGGCUGGUGAUCUUCCAAAGGAGUGCUUUAUAAAAGUACCUGUAUCACACAGGAUACACAGUAUGCAUAUAUGCGUGUCCUCCACUGGAGGACCUUCAAUUAGAUUUGUCCUUGUCUACAUGUCUGUCAAAAACUGUUUGUGUUUUGUAAAAACAAAAACCAUGGACACGUUAGAGAAAUGAUCAAGAUUAAAACCUGAAACAGUAAUGUUCCAUACAGUAAAACAUCAAAGCACUUCCAUGUUUCACAUUGACCUGAAAAUUAUUAGCAUGCUUUUGGAAAGACACUGUUACAUCAGUUUGAAUGUAUUACCAUAAUAUACCAGUGCCAAACUGACAUCAUUUAGACGUUUACUAUGAAAAUGUGCAGCAUUCAGUCUUAUUUUAUUCUUAUUACGUUUCAUUUCUCUGAGUGUGUGAGAGAGAGAAUGGGUGAAUGAGAAACAGUGAAAAGUGCUUUGGAACCGCUAAGGUUAAAAAAAAAAGUGUUAUAUAAGUGCAGACCAUUUACCAUUUCAAGUGCCAUGUUGUAUAAUUGUAGGUAUGCCAUAUCCUCUUAGUCUUAAUUGCCAAAAAUAUGUGAAUGCCGAUGGGUACUUUGGAAUCAUGUCCUUUUCACUUAAAGAAAAAAGUUACAUUAUUUUGUGCAGUAA